Papilio polytes (common Mormon) is the source of this 1383-nucleotide messenger RNA. RefSeq lists its product as uncharacterized. Gene Ontology annotation, cellular component: plasma membrane. The transcript is spliced from 6 exons. Lineage: Eukaryota; Metazoa; Arthropoda; Insecta; Lepidoptera; Papilionidae. Gene Ontology annotation, biological process: triglyceride biosynthetic process. Gene Ontology annotation, molecular function: diacylglycerol O-acyltransferase activity; long-chain-alcohol O-fatty-acyltransferase activity. The record is from RefSeq and is a predicted model, not a curated record. The coding region runs from base 145 to 1383 and encodes 412 amino acids.
ACACAUCGCGGCCGGCCGACGCUCUGUGAUGACGUAUUCUGUGCUUUAAAUUUGAACAUAAAAGUUUUUCGUUACGCAAAGUGAUUUGUUGGUGUUUUUUAUUAAAUUUGGGUUCCAGGCAUUGGGUGAGAGCGGACGUGUCGCAUGAUGAUCAAAUCCAAAACAAAAGGAGUUCGCGGAAGAAUCGCACAUGAAAUUUACACAUACUGUGCGUUUUGGAUUGCCGUGUCCUCGUUACCUGCAUUGGCAUUAUCAUACGUAGUUGUACGUGUCAGUAAGCAUCUAUGGAUCAAACUGCUGUCCAGUCGCUAUCCUCACUUGGAAUUCAUCAGAACAGACACGAUCCGAUCAUUGCUCGACACUCAUAGAAACCAGGGAAUUAUCAACGUACUUCUUUGUAUCAAAGGGACUCACAACGUGGACCAAAUUAGAAAUGAAUUGUACGAGCACGUAAUCGAACGGCGAGAUAAAGAUGGCGAGCUGAUGUUUCCGCGUCUGCGCCACUGCCUCGUCUCCUGUUGGGGUAACUACGCCUGGGACGCGCAUAUGCCCUUCAGACCUGAAAAUCACUUUAUAGUCUCGAAUGCCGUGUACCGCGGCAGACCGGUGUCUGACUCUAACAUUCAGGAUUAUGUCAGCGAAAUAAUAUCAAAAUAUUUUCCAAGUGACCAGCCACCGUGGCAGUAUAUCGUGAUACCAUGCAUAUCUCCAGAUCCAAAAUAUUACAUUCUAGUUCGUGUCCAUCAUUUGCUGCUUUCUGGAACUAACUCAAUCAAUAUUAGGGAUUUACUACUCAUUGAACAACUAAAGCCUGAAGUGAGGCAAACAACGGAUCAUACACAAGCAAGUCCAUUAAACAAGUUAUUCCCAACACCAAAAGCGAUACCAGAACUAUGGGAGAAGAUGAACGAGACGAUGUCAAACGUUUGGAACGAAUUUAUAUCAGAAUAUGACCCUGUAGAAAGUCCGAGAGCAUCAAAGACGUCGCCGGGAGCAUUUCACGUUGCGGGACUGCUUCUCGUAUCAGCCGCAAGCGCGGUAAGGGAAUUAAGAAAGAACAAGUCCAGCGAAGGUCUAUCACUGACGGUGAUACAAUACGCAGACACGGUACGACUAGCUGUGAUGACAGACGCACGCUUGUCGCCCUCUCACGCAGUACCCGCGCAGCGCUGGCCCGUCGCUGUUGAACAACUGGUCGCCAAAGUCAACCAAGAAAUCGCCAGAAUAGCCGCAAAAGCAAACAUACCCGAAGAAGAAAUAAACACUGGGACAUCCGAAUCUAAGGACACUACUGUCUUACAAAGUUAUUCCUCAGAAACGACUCUUAAACCACCGACCACUGAAUCUUUAAGUCCGCCACCAACGCGAAAAAUAAUAUAUUAA